AAGUGAUUAUUCUAUACAGUACCUGAAAGUUACAAAUAACUGUUUUGGUACAUUGAGGCAACCUUUGUAGGUAUCUGCCCUUGUUAAAUCAACAGAACACUCGCAAUAGUCAGUGAACUCUCCUGUGAAUCAGAGACGUGGCAGACUUCACAGGGCUGCUGUUUUUUGGGGGGGGGGGGGGGCGUUGUGGGCCCUGUCAUAGUUUUACCUCUGGCCACAGCUGUACGUGCUGAAUGUAGGGGCAUUCCAAGGGACCCAGAUGGUGCACGCUGUUGGUACUUAUGGUGAUUCCGUGUGCGGCGUUUAGACAGAGAUUGAUAGUAACUGUGAUGAUUAACUAAAGAGGGCCAUGCAUCUGUAAAAGGAAGGUCACGAGUCUUAUCAAUCUUGGCACGGGCAAAACACGUUUCACCUAGCUUAUACGUUACUUAAACUUACUAAGAUGAUUAAUAUUCUAAAGUGUAAAAAGACAAUGGAAAAAGAGAAACGAGUCUUCCGGCUCUUGCAUUCCUCUGAAGGGAGCCAGCCUGUCGGUGCUCCAGUCGUUGAUGAAAACUGGUUUGUCUGGUUGAACCGGUGACAUCGUUGCUACAAUACUCUAUAAUGUGAAUACUGUGUCCCUGUUGAAAAAAUAUUGUAUUAUAUUGUAUGGUGGGGCCUCUGGUGAUUCCCACCCCCAGUGGUAUUCAGUGGUGGUAUAGAGUCUAAAGUCUUUCUGACAUCAAUUAUACCAAAGUCUGUUAUAUUGUGUCAAGCCCGAGACGACACCACUCGGUUGUUAUAUAAUCUAAACCACAAAGCCUUGAUAGAACGUCUUCGAAGCUUCCUGGUUAGAUAAGUCAGGACCAACUUUAACUGACGGUGGUAUAAAAAAAAAAGCUGUGGAUCUCUGGAGGUUUUGAGUCCACAAACAAAGUUGAAAAGAAUAUCAGCGGGUUAUGAACUGCAGGGACGCCUGCACAGAAUCCCCCUCCGGGCUGGUGUUAGAAACGGUACCAAAACAAGACAAUGUAGGUUCCAUGUUCUGUCACUUCUUAUUCUAUUCAUUUUUUAGCUGUGGCAUCAUUUCAAUAUUGGCAUUGAGACGAUGGUGGCGGUCACCAAGGCGGUGAUUCCCAAACGUUUCUGUCCUCCACUUUGCCCCACUUUAAUGAUACAGGAACAAUGACGCCCCCCUGCAACCUCCCCAAAUCGGCCGUAUAUUCUUUGUUUUUAAUGAAUUGCAUUAUAAUACGUACGUGUGUGUGUGUGUGUGUGUGUGUGUGUGUGUGUUUGUGUAUUUACACACAAUUCAUAUUUUAGAGUUUGUACACAAACUUGAUAGAAUAUUAGGUUUUAUUUCUAAAAUAAGUACCAAUUGCCCCACUUUUCCACUUCAGUUCAAAGCCAUAUACAUUUUAAUCUUAAUUGCUGUACAGAACAACAAGUGUACAUAACAGGGUCCAAUACGCCUCAUUAUAUCUUUGUACUUUUACCCUUUUUUUUGUGUUGUUGCGGUGGGCCCAUUUAAAAAUGGUAUGUCAGACCAUUGUAAUGGAAGAUGAAUUAGUCAAUGACUUUGUGAUUUUCUUAGAAUAGACCAUCUGCUGUGCUUGAUGUCCAGCAGGAUUUCACAUGUUCCUUUAUUCUUCCACUCCGACCAAUAACGAGCUUCUAUUCAAAUAAACCUAACCCUCUCCUGGCCCCUCCCCCAUCCGUAUCAGCGGUCACGUAUCUACCCCUCUCUCUCCUCCUUUCUCCCUUCUGCUGCCGCUUGCUGGCUCGCGCAUGCCUUCCCUUCAUUGCCUAAUGCGGCUUGGCAAAAAUAAGGAGGAAAGCAGGCUUCGAAAAGAAGGUUUUUAAGCUGAAAAUCCACGGAGGCGGGGGAUGGAAAGGCAACCGGUUUCUUUGUGGAUAAACCCACAUGAGUUGUACUAUCUGAGAAUGCAAAGGGCUAAAGAAAAAUUGGACAAGACAAAGAUGGAGGACAAGAACCAGUGUCAGAGGAAGUUGAGGGUGUGCGUUGCGACAUGCAACAGAGCGGACUACUCCAAGCUGGCCCCCAUCAUGUUUGGCAUCAAAAAACAGCCCGAAGAGUUUGACCUGGAAGUUAUGGUGCUUGGCUCCCAUCUCAUUGAUGACUACGGAAACACUUUCCGUAUGAUCGAGCAGGACGACUUUGACAUUGGCUCCAAGCUGCACACCAUCGUGAGAGGAGAGGACGAGGCAGCCAUGGUGGAGAGCGUCGGGCUGGCGCUCGUGAAACUCCCUGAUGUCCUUCAGAGGCUCCGCCCUGACAUCCUGGUCGUCCACGGCGACCGCUUUGACGCGCUGGCCCUAGCAACGGCGGCGGCGCUGAUGAACAUUAGAAUCCUUCAUCUGGAAGGAGGAGAGGUGAGUGGCACAAUCGAUGACUCAAUCCGCCACUCCAUCACUAAACUGGCCCAUUACCACGCCUGCUGCACCCGGAGGGCAGAGCAGCACCUCAUCGCCAUGUGUGAGGACCACUCUCGCAUCCUGCUGGCUGGCUGCCCCUCCUAUGACAAGCUGCUGUCAUCAAAUCACAGAGAUGAUUACAUGGAUAUCAUCAGGAGCUGGCUGGGGGACAAGGUGCAGGAGCGUGACUACAUUGUGGCUUUGCAGCACCCGGUUACCACUGAUAUCCAGCACUCCAUUAAGAUCUACGGGCUGAUGCUGGAUGCCCUGAUCUCCUUCAACAAAAAGACCCUCAUUCUCUUCCCUAACAUCGACGCCGGAAGUAAGGAGAUGGUGCGCGUGAUGCGAAAAAAGGGCAUCGAGCAGCACCCCAACUUCCGGGCAGUGAAGCACAUUCCCUUUGAGCAGUUCAUCCAGCUGGUGUCCCACGCCGGCUGCAUGAUCGGGAACAGCAGCUGUGGGGUACGAGAGGCCGGUGCCUUCGGCACGCCCGUCAUCAACCUGGGAACGAGGCAAACUGGCAGAGAAACGGGUGAAAAUGUCCUACAUGUCCGAGAUGCCGACACUCAGAAUAAGGUGUACCACGCUCUGGAGCUGCAGUUUGGGAAGAGAUACCCCUGCUCCAAGAUUUAUGGCGAUGGCAACGCUGUUCCUCGUAUUCUCAAGUUUUUACGGACCAUUGACCUGGAUGAGCCCCUACAGAAGACUUUCUGUUUCCCCAUUGUGAAGGACUCCAUCUCCCAGGACAUCGAUCAUAUCCUGGAGACCCAGAGCGCUCUGGCUAUCGACCUCGGAGGGACCAACCUCAGGGUGGCCAUUGUCAGCAUGAGGGGUAAGAUAGUAAAGAAGUAUACUCAGCCAAAUCCAAAGAAGUAUGAGGACAGGAUGCAGCUCAUGUUAAAGAUGUGUACGGACGCCACGCGAGACGCCGUCAGCCUCAACUGCAGAGUCCUCGGUGUUGGUGUCUCCACCGGGGGGCGUGUGAACCCCCAAGAAGGAGUGGUGCUGCAUUCCACCAAGCUGAUCGAGGAGUGGUCCUCUGUGGACCUGAGGACACCCAUCGCCGACGUGCUGCAGCUGCCCGUCUGGGUGGACAAUGAUGGCAACUGCGCUGCCUUGGCUGAGAAGAAGUUUGGCCACGGAAAGGGGGUGGAGAACUUUGUCACCGUCAUCACAGGAACAGGUAUUGGAGGAGGGAUCAUUCAUCAAAACGAGCUGGUUCACGGCAGUACGUUUUGCGCUGCCGAGCUGGGCCACAUCAUGGUUUCAUUAGAAGGCCCGCAGUGCUCGUGUGGCAGCCGAGGAUGCAUCGAGGCCUACGCGUCUGGCAUGGCCCUGCAGAAAGAGGCCAAAAGGCUCCACGACGAGGACCGGCUGAAUGUGGACGGAAUGGAUAUGAAGCUCACGGAGCCAAUCACUGCGGCCCACCUCAUCAAUGCAGCCAAACUGGGGAACUGCGAAGCUGAUGCUGUUCUCAACAAAGCCUCCACAGCGCUAGGUGUGGGAAUUGUUAACAUGCUUCACAUAGUGAACCCGUCGCUGGUGAUUCUGUCUGGAAUCUUGGCGUCUCUCUACCAGGCGCCAGUGCAGCACAUCAUCUCUGAGCGAGCCCUCGUCUCUGCCAAGAACAUCAAAGUUGUCACAUCAGAGUUGGAGGAACCUGCUUUACUGGGAGCGGCAAGCAUGGUGUUAGACUAUGCAACCAGAAGGACAUAUUGAAGGAUAUGUCUUUAAGAGGACUUCAAAAACUAAAGGUAGUACUUAUACUGCUCUGGAAGAUGAGCGAGACUAGACCAUGCUCGUAAACCAUCAGAUCAGUGUAAAGCACAGGUUGAAUGCUUAUGAAAAAAUUUGUGCCCAGUUCCAUUCUGGACAUCUGUGUUACAAGUGUUAAGAGGGACCGGGAAUUCCAUUGUUAUCUACCUAACGUUUCUUUUGUUUUGUUCAGAAAUGAAUCCUUUCAACUUUUGAAUUGAACCUUCAAUGGCACGUUCAGAGCAAAAGUACCCACACAGUGCUUUGAUGUGAUGAGCUGGAUGCAAAGCUUGUAUCAGAUGUGACCAAAAUAUUGCUUGAACAUUUUCCCUGCAGCUUCCUCUCCAUUCACCGAAAUUGCCAGCCAACUCACUUUCCCAUUACUGUUGUAUGGAGUUUUCCACGUCGAUCUGGUCUAUUUCUGAGAGACUGUUAAAUGUCAUGUUAUCAUAUUACAUUUAAAUGUUUGGUUAUGCAUUAAAUUAUUCUGUGGGGGGGAAAUGUACCUUUUCAAAAAUGAUGGUUAAUGUAGUUGGUGAUAUUGAAGGCUUACGGGGUAGAAUAUAGUGAUCAAUAAAUUUGUUGAAAUACUGUAAUGAAAUGUUAAGGUAGCAACUGACUAAAACUCCUACAUUAUGGCCUGGGGAUGAAAUAUUAGCCUGUGUCAGGUGUUUUAAUUUUUUUUUCUACCAUUCAAUCUUAUUCAAAUUUGAUUUGUUUGUUUGUUGAAUUGUUUUCUUUGUGCCUGGUAUUUCAUCUCAAGAGAAUUCACAUUGUUUGUAUGUUAUUACAAACUGUAUUGUGCAUUACAUUAUGAUCGGGUUUUAUUUUGGAUUGAAUAACGCUGCAAUUUUUGGUUUAUCUCUAAAUAAAUGUACUUUUGUAGUACAAGUCCUGCAAAAGCCUGAUCGACAA
Gasterosteus aculeatus aculeatus (three-spined stickleback) is the source of this 5085-nucleotide messenger RNA. RefSeq names its product glucosamine (UDP-N-acetyl)-2-epimerase/N-acetylmannosamine kinase (gene gne). Gene Ontology annotation, biological process: UDP-N-acetylglucosamine metabolic process. NCBI's taxonomy places the organism in Eukaryota, Metazoa, Chordata, Actinopteri, Perciformes, Gasterosteidae. The record is from RefSeq and is a predicted model, not a curated record. Gene Ontology annotation, molecular function: N-acylmannosamine kinase activity; UDP-N-acetylglucosamine 2-epimerase activity; hydrolase activity, hydrolyzing O-glycosyl compounds.